Molecule: messenger RNA, 2308 nt
Organism: Tripterygium wilfordii
Lineage: Eukaryota; Viridiplantae; Streptophyta; Magnoliopsida; Celastrales; Celastraceae
Product: integrator complex subunit 9
Exons: 11
Coding region: 40-2160 (706 amino acids)
Biological process (GO): snRNA processing
Cellular component (GO): integrator complex
Source: RefSeq, a predicted model, not a curated record
CUGAUUGAUGCAACAAGAAAUCUAAUCCAUUUCAAUUCUAUGAAGUUUACUUGCCUAAGCAAGGGAAGUGGUUUCCACUUUCCACCAUGCCACAUUCUGAAUAUGUGCGGGUUUAGGAUCUUAGUGGACUGUCCCGUGGACCUUUCAGCUCUCACCAUUUUUGCCCCUGUUCCUGCUGAUUUUCGUUUGGUGCAAGAUGACGAGAGCUCGGACUGUUCAUCCCAUAUUCCGAUGGACAUAGAUUCUGGGAUUCAGAAGAGGCAGACAAUUGGAGGGCCACUUGAUCCAAAACACUUAAUUUAUGCAGAGCCUUGGUACAAAACAGUUAGUAAUUUGCACCUUUGGGACACCUCAUUCAUUGAUAUUGUACUCAUAUCAAGCCCAAUGGGUAUGCUUGGGUUGCCAUUUUUUACUCGAGACAAAGGUUUUUCCGCAAAGAUAUAUGUCACUGAUGCGACUGCAAGACUUGGGCAGCUAAUGAUGGAGGAUCUUAUUUCAAUGCACAUGGAAUUCAGGUAUUUUUAUGGACCUGAGGCGUCUAACUACCCACAAUGGAUGAAGUGGGAAGAGUUAGAACUACUUCCGUCAGCAUUGAAGGAUAUAGCUCUCGGAAAAGAUGGGACAGAGUUGGGUGGAUGGAUCCCUUUGUACAGUGCAGCUGAUGUGAAGGAUUGUGUGCAGAAACUUCAGACACUCAAAUAUGCUGAAGAAGCCUGCUAUAAUGGAACAUUGGUCAUUAAGGCAUUUAGUUCUGGUUCUGACGUGGGGGCUUGUAAUUGGACUAUAAGUGGUCCAAAAGGAAAUGUUGCAUACGUUUCAAGCUCCACUUUCGUUUCAGCUCAUGCAAUGGAUUUUGAUUAUCAGGCACUUCAGGGGAAACAUGUGAUAAUAUAUUCAGAUUUCUCAUUCCAAGAUGUCAACGAUGAUCCUGGACAUGACAAUGAUUCCUCUGAUUCAACUACUAACAUUUUGUCAACUCCAAGCAAUGAUGAAGAUAAUUGGAAAGAACUUACCAAAUCCUUGCUCAGUAAUGAGGAGAAUAUAGAGGAAAAGGAGAAACUAGCAUUUAUAUGCUCAUGCAUGAUCGACUCAGUCAAGGCUCGUGGUUCGGUUCUUAUUCCCACAACUCGACUUGGACUGAUUCUACAGCUUCUGGAGGAGAUAUCAGUUCUCCUGGAGUCUUCAAAUCUAACGGUUCCCAUAUAUUUCAUCUCUUCAAUUGCAGAGGACUUGUUUGCAUUCACUAACAUCAUUCCAGAAUGGCUGAGCAAGCAGAGACAAGAAAAGUUGUUUUCCGGCGACCCUUUGUUUGCCCAUUCUGAUCUCAUAAAAGCGAAAAAGCUACUUAUGUUUCCUGCCAUUCAUUCCCAAAAACUAUUGACAAAUUGGGAGGAACCAUGCAUUGUAUUUGCUCCUCAUUGGAGUUUGCGGAUUGGUCCUGCUGUUCAUUUGCUUCGCCGUUGGUGCAGGGACGAAAACUCUCUUCUUGUUUUGGAGGAAGCAGUGGAUGCUAAUGUGGCUCUUUUACCUUUCAAGCCAACAACAAUGAAGGUUCUUCAGUGCUCAUUUCCUUCAGGAAUAAAGUUGCCAAAAGUUAAACCUUUGCUGACAGCGCUUCAGCCGAAAGUUGUCCUGUUCCCCGAGGCAAUGAGGCAUCACAUCAGUUUCGCCAAUUCAAGUCCAUUUUCAAUCAUCCGCUACUCGGAAAAUGAAACAUUACCUAUACCUGGAUGUAAGGACAAUUUAGAGAUAGAGAUUGCAGCAGACUUGGUUUCCAAGUUACAGUGGAGAAAGACGAAACAAACAAGCCUGAAUCUUGUGAGAUUAAAGGGAGAACUAUUCAUGGAUCAUGGUAAAUAUCGGUUGUCCUCUGGUAAGGAGCUGCUGAUGGAUGAUUCGGCUGAGUCUAGGCCAUUGCUACACUGGGGUUCACCGGAUCUGCAAAGGCUUCUGGAUGCGUUGUCAGAAUUGGGAAUCAGUGGUUCCGUAGAACAGGUAACUAGCGAUAAUGAAUCAGAAACCAAAGCAAUUGUUCAUAUCAAUGAUCCUGAUCGAGCCUCGAUUGAAGUUCGAGCAACGAGCACAGUCAUUACUGCUGCUUCUGAGAAUUUAGCCUCUCUAAUAUUUGAAGCCACAGAUAGGGUUCUAGAUUCCAUUUAAAGGGAUAUCUUUGAUCUGUCUAAUGGUUGUCUUGACAUUCUUGUAUAAAUUAGCAAAAUUGUUGUCCGAUAUGCUUACAUGUCUAUGAAGCUUGUCAGCAUUAAACUGCAUAAUAUUUUUGCCUUACAUUCAUCAGUGAUUGAAGAUC